UGCAGGCAUGUUCACAACGCUGCUGCAGUCGGGGCAUCAAUUUUGUAUAGGAAAUGACUGUUGAGGCAGCGCAGCAAUGGCUGCGAAGCACUUAGGCGGUGCCCGCCUCCCUCCCUCUCCCCACGGGCUGAGGGGAGGAGGGUUCCUCUGCUUCUUUGCCAUGGGGCGCAGAGAGUGCUGGCAGCAGAAACAUGUCUGCCUCCGACUCGAGCGCCACAGGACUCAUCUGUAACAAGGGUUCAGCCGAUUCCUACACUAGUCGACCCUCUGAUUCCGACCUGUCCCUGGAGGAGGACAAGGAGGCGUCUCGGCGUGAAGCCGAGCGCCAGGCUCAGCUGCAGCUGGAAAGAGCCAAGUCCAAACCUGUAGCAUUUGCAGUGAAAACCAAUGUGACCUACUGUGGGGCUAUUGAUGAAGAUUGUCCAGUCCAAGGUGCAGCUAUAAACUUUGAAACCAAAGACUUUCUGCACAUAAAAGAGAAGUACAACAAUGACUGGUGGAUCGGUCGGCUGGUGAAGGAAGGCGCUGACAUCACUUUCAUCCCAAGUCCAGUAAAACUGGAGGCUAUGAGGAUAAAACAGGAGCAGAAGGCAGCAGCAAGGAAAGGAGGGAAUGCAUCAUCUGGAGGCUGGAGGUCCACGCCUCCGUCUGCAGCCAAACAGAAGCAGAAACAGACUGAACACGUUCCUCCAUAUGACGUGGUUCCUUCCAUGAGGCCUGUGGUUCUGGUGGGUCCUUCACUGAAAGGAUACGAGGUAACAGACAUGAUGCAGAAAGCCUUGUUUGACUUCCUGAAGCACAGAUUUGAUGGCAGGAUCACUAUCACACGGGUGACUGCUGAUCUGUCGCUGGCUAAGCGGUCUGUGCUGAACAAGAAGGCCAUCAUGGAGAAAGCCAACACUCGCUCCAGCCUGGCUGAGGUCCAGAGUGAAAUAGAGAGAAUCUUUGAGCUGGCCAAGUCUCUUCAACUGGUUGUCCUGGAUGCAGAUACUAUCAACCACCCAGCACAGCUCCUCAAAACCUCCCUGGCCCCCAUCAUCGUCUAUGUCAAAGUCUCCUCACCCAAAGUUCUUCAAAGGUUGAUUAAAUCUCGUGGGAAGUCACAAAGCAAACACCUCAAUGUCCAGAUGAUGGCUGGGGACAAGCUGGCACAGUGUCCUCCCGAGAUGUUUGACGUGAUCCUUGAUGAGAAUCAGCUGGAGGAUGCAUGUGACCACCUUGCAGAGUACCUAGAAAUUUACUGGCGUGCCACACAUCUCCCUUGUUCUGCUCCAGUGAACCCCUUAGUAGAUCAAAGUUUAAUCACCCCACCCUCAGCUAACUCCAGCCAACAGUUUUCUGAAACUCAAGAGCUAAUAGAGUGAUCAUCACCAUACAUGUUGGAGCAGUGUGUCCUGUCAGCUGGAGUCAGAGGAGAUGAGUCUCAUAGGACAGGGACUGGGGUGCCUCCAGGGGGCAGCAGCACCCCUCAUCUCUCCACAUCCAGCCACCAACUUCUCCAGCCACACCUGCAGCAAACAAGGAGAGCAGGGGAAAGGUUUCUGAGAAGAAAAGGCAUAAGGCUGGUGAGCUGGAGGAGAAAAAGACGCAAACAGAGAGAGGAGCAGGAAGAGGCAGUGCCUGCAGAGGAGCGCCCGCCUCACUGCUGCCCCCUCUGCCACAGCUCCCUUCCUCCCAUCAUCAUGCAACAACUCAGGGCAGCUUCCUGCGGCUGCACACACACUGCACACCACCAGUGCAGCACUGCAGUCACCCUUCACCACCCUAACCCUUCCUCUUUCCCUCUGUGCCACCCACAUCACCCUGAUCUAAAGCCUAAGCACAGGUUUCUACUGUCACUUCAAUUAAAACCACUCACACCCACAGUCGAGCGUCCAAAUCCUCAGAGUACACAGCUUUGUAGUUUGAGUAUGUGGAUCCGAGGUGCUGUUACAUUUCAGAGCUGUCAGUAGAACACGCAUCUUCUCAGUGCAGAAUUCCUGGGUUUUUUUGUUUGAUCCACCCCGCCUCGCAAUCAAGCUGACAGCUGACGAGAGCGAAGGAAAAUCAAUUCUGGAUGUCUUCCAUGUCUGCAGCUUUAAGUGAGCCGUUGUUCCAAAUGUUUCACAAAAUGUUUCCUGAAGGGCACGGUAACUUUGAACAAGUCAUUCUGGUGUUAAACCUUCCUUUUUUUCAUUUACUUUCUUCUUUCAUUCUUUAUUCUUUACCUGUUCACCACAACAGCUUACACUUCCAUCCACAUCAAAUAUCGUUGCCCUCACUGUAACUGAUCACAUACUUAUUAAACUCAGCAGUCAUGUAAACCUGUGUACGACAGUCAUGCACCAAGUCCAUAUGCAUCUUUAUCACAACUGUGAAUGUAAAUGAAGGCUGGUCCAGUGGAUUAGAACGGAUUGCUGGCAUCAAGUGUUUACAUAAAGUUGGAGAAAAAGUUUCUCCUAUCAAAAAAAAAAAAAAAACACAACAAAAA
Messenger RNA from Oryzias melastigma (Indian medaka), 2470 nucleotides. RefSeq names its product calcium channel, voltage-dependent, beta 3b (gene cacnb3b). Gene Ontology annotation, molecular function: high voltage-gated calcium channel activity; protein binding. The coding region runs from base 192 to 1364 and encodes 390 amino acids. Gene Ontology annotation, cellular component: voltage-gated calcium channel complex. The transcript is spliced from 14 exons. Gene Ontology annotation, biological process: chemical synaptic transmission; neuromuscular junction development; regulation of voltage-gated calcium channel activity. Lineage: Eukaryota; Metazoa; Chordata; Actinopteri; Beloniformes; Adrianichthyidae. The record is from RefSeq and is a predicted model, not a curated record.